GGAAAUGUAUAAUUGAAAUGUGUUACAGAUAGUCAUCGUAACUGUCAAGAAGUUUUGGGGUUUUAACGACUUUCCAGGUUAGCUGCUGAAAAGAGAAAACCCCAGAACAUUCAUUCAGAGUGGAGAUUGACCCAUGAACAUUUCUGAAGAUGAGCCAAGGACUUGUGUUAUUGUAUUUGGCAGUGAUAUGGGGAGCGAGGAGACCACUCGGAUGUGUAUAACACCAGGGUUCAUCUGUGUUUAUAACACUCAUUGAAUUUACUCUCCUUUUCAGCUUGAAGGUUGGUCAUCUGCUGCUCAAUCUUUCAUCAUGGGUGACUGGAGUGCACUGGGGAAACUUCUUGACAAGGUCCAGGCGUACUCCACGGCAGGAGGCAAAAUCUGGCUCUCCGUCCUCUUCAUCUUCCGGAUCCUGGUGUUGGGGACGGCGGUGGAGUCCGCCUGGGGAGACGAGCAGUCGGCGUUCAAGUGCAACACGCUGCAGCCCGGCUGCGAGAACGUGUGCUACGACAAGUCGUUCCCCAUUUCCCACGUGCGCUUCUGGGUGCUGCAGAUCAUAUUUGUGUCCAUGCCGACUCUCCUGUACCUCAGCCACAUCGUGUUCCUCAUGCACAAGGAGGAGAAAUUAAAUAAAAAGGAGGAGAAACUAAGAGACAUCCAGAGCAAAGGCGGAGAUGUGGAUGUGCUCCUGCGGAAAAUCGAAACGAGUAAGUUCAAGUACGGCCUGGAAGAUCACGGGAAGAUCAAAAUGAGAGGAGGGAUAUAUUACACGUAUAUAAUGAGCAUCGUGUUAAAGUCUGUAUUUGAAGUUGUUUUCCUGUUGAUACAGUGGCACCUUUACGGAUUCAAGCUGUCAGCAGUCUAUACGUGUCAAAGGUUCCCUUGUCCGCAUAAAGUGGACUGCUUUCUCUCUCGUCCCACUGAGAAGACGGUUUUUAUUAUCUUCAUGCUGGUUGUUUCGCUGGUCUCUCUGGCCCUCAACGUCUUUGAGUUUUUUUACGUGAUUCUCAAGAGGAUGAAGGACCAAAUCAGAGAGUCUGCGAAAAACUUUGACAGCACUUGUAAUAUCAAGCCCUGCCCAAGGAACCUGUCCAGUUACGACUAUUACAACGACUGCUCGGCCCCCGUCCCUAAUCUGGGGUACAACCUAGAUAGGGGCGACAAGUCCAACUCCUCUGACAAUUACGACAAGCAGGCUAAUGAGCAGAACUGGACUAACUACAGUACAGAACAGAAUCAGCUGGGUCAUACCCAGCGCUUUCCAUAUCCUGAGAAAGUAACUCUGGGGAAGGAUCUUCUGCUGCUCAAAGAGCUUGAACCUCGACCCAGUAGUCGAGCGAGCAGUCGGGCCAGGCCGGAUGAUCUUGACAUCUAGCAGAAGCCUUAAGCACAGGCCCAUAGACAAUUUCUUUCACAAGUGGUGAACAUUUAAAUAAACUGUGAAAAGGACACUGUAACUGACACCCAAAGAAUGAUGGUUCAGCGUAUAUAUUUAUUUUAUUCGUUUUUGCUAUUGUAACUCAUGCCAAACAGUUGUUUUUUUUAAGUGAACUGUAUUUAUGAGCCAUGAUUGCGAAAAUCAGAUACACUAAUUUUACAGGUUUACUCUAAAAUAAACAUUUAAUACAGUAAGUAUAUGGCUGGAUGAUGCAUAUGUGUCCAUACACUCAUUCAGCUUAAAAUAUGUAAUGGAAAUUGUAAGUUCUGUAACUGGUCAGCAUUUCUUUAAAAUGUUUCCCUCAUUUUAAACACCAUUUUGCAUUUA
Rhinichthys klamathensis goyatoka is the source of this 1765-nucleotide messenger RNA. It is a transcript of the gene gja1a, whose product is annotated as gap junction protein alpha 1a. The transcript is spliced from 2 exons. Gene Ontology annotation, cellular component: connexin complex. The coding region runs from base 311 to 1375 and encodes 354 amino acids. Gene Ontology annotation, biological process: cell communication. NCBI's taxonomy places the organism in Eukaryota, Metazoa, Chordata, Actinopteri, Cypriniformes, Leuciscidae. The record is from RefSeq and is a predicted model, not a curated record.